UCUAAAUCCAUAGCGUUACAAGAGAAAGUUCGGUUUUCAGGUUUAGGUUUCAUCAUCUUUAUGCCAUCCAGAAAACAUAUAUUUGUCAUACAAUAUUCAUUCAAACGAAUUGAUUUCAAGAAAAUGGGAUGAAAAUGGCGCUACAAGAAAUGGAUCUUGAACAAAAGAAACAGACGAGAUUCAACACCAAGCAUUUUGUGUUUGCUUGUGCUGUUUUUGCAUCUCUUAAUUCUGUUCUUCUUGGCUAUGAUGUAGGUGUAAUGGGUGGAGCAAUCAUAUUUAUGCAACAAGAUUUGAAGAUAAGUGAAGUACAAGUAGAAGUUAUCGUUGGAAUCUUGAACAUAGUUUCCUUAAUAGGAAGUUUAGCAGGGGGGAAGGCUUCUGACACUAUUGGUAGAAAAAGGACAAUGGCUUUUGGGGCCUUUAUAUUCCAGUUUGGUGUGAUCGUCAUGACGAUUGCACCAAACUUUGGAAUACUGUUGAUUGGUCGUCUUGUGGCCGGAAUCGGAAUUGGUUUUGCAGUAUUAAUCGUACCCAUCUACAUUGUCGAGAUAUCACCAACAACAUCUCGCGGACUUUUAACCUCGUUUCCCGAGAUUUUCAUAAACUUUGGGAUUUUAUUAGGGUAUGUGUCAAGUUAUGUUUUCCGAGGGUUACCCGUAAAUAUAAAUUGGAGAAUUAUGCUUGGAAUCGGAAUCAUCCCCUCGGUGUUCAUCGGAUUUGCGUUAUUAGUGAUUCCGGAGUCGCCGAGGUGGUUGGCGAUGAACAACCGGAUCGAUGAAGCCAGACUCGUUUUAUUGAAAACUAAUGAUAACGAAAUGGAAAUCGAUGAGAGAUUGAAUGAGAUUCGAAAAGUGGCUUUGAAUGCCAACGAUGCUCGAUUGGUUUGGAAGGAAUUGGUGAAUCCGACUCCGGGAGUUAAGAGAAUGUUGAUCGCCGGGUGCGGAAUCCAAUGUUUUCAACAAAUAACGGGAAUUGAUGCGAUCGUUUAUUAUAGCCCGAUGAUUUUUAAAAGCGCGGGAAUCACGGGGAAUUCCCGUCUACUUGGAACGACGAUGGCCGUUGGAUUCACAAAAGCAUUUGUGAUCGUGGUAGCGAUCGUUCUUAUCGAUAGAAUCGGGAGGAAACCGUUGUUGUACGUGAGCACAAUCGGAAUGACUUUAUGUACAUUAAGCCUCGGAAUCGCGUUUUCCGUUCUUAAGAAUAGUUCCAUCGGAAUGGAAUCGGUUGUGGUGUUUGUUUGCGGGAAUGUGGGGUUUUUCUCAAUUGGAAUCGAGCCGGUAUGUUGGGUUUUAAGCUCCGAAAUUUUCCCAUUACGGCUACGAUCACAGGCUUCGGCAAUUGGGGUGGUUGGGAAUCGGGUUAUUAGUGGCAUUGUGGCAAUGUCUUUCCUUUCAAUUGCCAGACGAAUUACAAUGGGUGGUGUUUUCUUUCUUUUUGCGAUAAUUUCUGGUUUUUCUGUUUUGUUUGUUCACAAAUGUGUUCCAGAAACGAAAGGAAAAUCGUUAGAACAAAUUGAAACGAUAUUCCAGAGUGCGAGGAGGGAAUUGGAGAUUGAAGAACAACGUCUAGUUAUGUCCAAAUCUAAAUAUUAAGUGGCAGUGUGAAUUAUGGCUAUAGAAUGAUUUUAGACUGUUUAGAACACAAUUAGUAAGUGAAUUUUAAGAGUAUUUUUUUUGUAGUCUA
This is a messenger RNA of Lactuca sativa (garden lettuce), 1686 nucleotides long. Its product is annotated as putative polyol transporter 4. Lineage: Eukaryota; Viridiplantae; Streptophyta; Magnoliopsida; Asterales; Asteraceae. Gene Ontology annotation, molecular function: transmembrane transporter activity. Gene Ontology annotation, cellular component: membrane. The record is from RefSeq and is a predicted model, not a curated record. Gene Ontology annotation, biological process: transmembrane transport.